Amyelois transitella is the source of this 1055-nucleotide messenger RNA. RefSeq lists its product as uncharacterized. The transcript has 3 exons. Bases 733 to 1044 code for a protein of 103 amino acids. The record is from RefSeq and is a predicted model, not a curated record. NCBI's taxonomy places the organism in Eukaryota, Metazoa, Arthropoda, Insecta, Lepidoptera, Pyralidae.
GGCUUACCACGACGUCUUAUAGCAGGACCUAAAUUGAACUGCACUGCUUUUUCGUACCAUGACAUCAAUUAUAAGCAGGCCUGCGGCAGGUCUGCUCAGUAAACCGUUCACCAUUUUUUUUGUAUAGAGUUUUCCUACCACAACGGCCACUUUUGACAGCAGGAAUUGUUUCUUGCUCGUCGCAAAUGUCAAAUAAAGCGAUUCUUAAAAAGUUACUUUCAGGUAGCUUCUUUGGACAUUUUGGCGUUGUUUUGUAAGAUAUUCACCAAAUGUUCCGUGUUUGUUUCCUAAGGAUUUGUAGGAUAAAGGGCAUUAAAAUACAUGCAAAGCUAUUGUUUAAUAAGAAUUUGAUUAAAUACCUAUGAAUUUUUCAAAAAAGUUAAAUCUACAGAAGAGUAAGUUGUGUAAACAUUAAUAACACCCCUAACAUUAUUGCAAAGAUGUGUGACGAAUAUGAACUGUUUGAGUUUUUGGAAAGUGAUUUCAACGAAUCCAGAAUGGCAAAUAAAAAGAAACGUUUAAGGAACAGAGAAAAUAAUGAUCCUUUUGACUUAGAUGAAAAUGCUUUCAUCAAGGAGUACCUACAGGUAUGUAAAUGUUCACAUAUCUCUAUUAUAAAGAAAGAUCUAUCUCUCUCUUCUCAACAACAUGAUAACAUAAUUACUCGUAUCUUACUUGUCUAGGUUAACCGCAGACUUGGUGCACAAACUUUGUCAAGGGCUGGAGCCAAUAAUGGCAAAAAGCUCUAAAAGAGCAACUGAUUUAAGCAUAGAAGCAAAGAUUUGUGAUGCGGAUCAACAAAUUUUAAGUGUUGAUGCGAGUCAUCCAGGGUCAUUUCAUGACUCAUUUAUAUGGAGCCACCAUCCUGUACGUUACCAUUUGGAAAAUUUAGGGUCUGAAGCAACAUGGCUUUUAGGUGACUCUGGGUACUCACAACGAAGAACGAUGAUGACACCUAUUUUGGAUGCAGAACCGUCUGGUUAUAUGUGCUUCCGGUGUGUCUACACCGGAAGCAUAUUAUACACAAAAGCAUGUAAAGGCUAGGAAUGUGAUAG